GAAAUUAAAAUGCGAUGGAUGCGAUUCCGAUAUUCCAUUGAACAGUGGCCCUUUUGUUUUCUCGAAUUCCAACCAUUCCUCUCUGCAGAAACCUCCAUUAUAUCCUAUUGCCACUUCCUUUUCACUCCCUCUUCCUCUCUCUUUCUCUCUCUCUUUAGUCUCUUAGCUACUCGAUCUCUCUACCAUAAAAACCAGAACGGGCCCUUUCUCUCUCUCUGAGUCUCUGUCUGUGACUGUGUGUUGUGUGUAUGGACUCUCAAUCUCAACUCUCUACCACUACUGAUCUGCAGCUACCGCUCGAUCUUCUUAAAUACACUGUUCCUCAUUUUCAAUAACUUUUCCAUCAACCUAGCUUGUUCCCAAAAGGACUGAGUGUUACUUCCUCAUUUCUGGAAUUCUCUCUCUGAUCGAGUACUACCUGCGCGCACCAGCUUUCUAUGUUUUUAGAUUUUAAAUAGAUCUUCCUAUCUAGCUAGUACUACUUUUUAUAAAAGCCUAUAUCUCCGGCCCUGCAUCCAUCACUUUCUCAAACUCAGUGCAGUGCAAAUCAUAAGCCACUCAUCACCAUAUAAUCACUACAGUUCAUCCUCAUGAUGUACCUGAGCUCAAACUCAAACCCUAUAAUGAGAAGUACUUCUUCACCCUUGCCUGAUCUCUCUUUACAGAUCAGCCCACCGUCAGAUCACUACGAGAUUGCUUUAUCAAGAAAAGCACUUAACGGUGAUCGGAGCUCAACCACCGACUCCGCUAGCAGUGGGAGUGAUUUGAGUCAUGAAAAUGUUCUCUACCACUUAGAUCAGAGGACUAGUUAUAAUCCCGCUGCCGCUGAGCCCGGGCCAAAUUUGAGUUUAGGUCUUGAAAUGAAGGAUAUAAUUAGUAACAGUACUAGUUCAACACCUCUACCGCCCAGAAACUUCAAUCACCAUCAUCAUCACCAUCCUCAAAUCUACGGUCGAGAGUUCAAAAGAAGCGCCAGAACUGUCGGGAAUGUGAAAAGAAGCGUCAGAGCUCCGAGGAUGCGGUGGACUACAACACUUCAUGCCCAUUUCGUACAUGCAGUUCAGCUUCUCGGUGGCCAUGAAAGAGCAACGCCAAAAUCGGUGUUAGAGUUGAUGAAUGUGAAGGAUCUAACUCUCGCUCACGUGAAGAGUCAUUUGCAGAUGUAUAGAACAGUGAAGAGCACUGACCACAAAGGAACAGGUCAUGAAGGACAGCUGAUGGAUAUGGGUUUGGACCAAAAUCCAGGAAAUAAUAAUGUUCAAGUAAAUGGAUCAGCACUACCCUGUGAUUCUGAGAAGGCUAUUGAUUCACCUUCAACUCUGCUUCUGCAAAAUCCCAGCAUCAGAGGAUCAUGGCAUUCUACAAGGAAGACAAAUGGCAGCUGCAAACCAAGUCCUGGAGAUUUUUUGACAUGUUCUGAUUCCCCAUCCUCAAUUGGUACCAAGGUGGAUGAAGAGGAUUCGGGUUCAGGCCGCCAGUUGGAUUGUAGCUCCUUGUCAUCUUCGGAUCAUAUGUAUCUUAACCUAGAGUUCACGCUUGGAAGGCCAAGUGGCGAAUGGUCUAUGCUCAACACCCUCAACCUUCAAAUGACUUGAUUAAUUACCCUUUUAUCUAGUUUUCUAGCCAGCUAGCUUUA
Molecule: messenger RNA, 1636 nt
Organism: Fragaria vesca subsp. vesca
Lineage: Eukaryota; Viridiplantae; Streptophyta; Magnoliopsida; Rosales; Rosaceae
Product: probable transcription factor KAN4-like
Exons: 6
Coding region: 591-1595 (334 amino acids)
Biological process (GO): regulation of DNA-templated transcription; abaxial cell fate specification
Cellular component (GO): nucleus
Molecular function (GO): transcription cis-regulatory region binding
Source: RefSeq, a predicted model, not a curated record